Populus trichocarpa (black cottonwood) is the source of this 1725-nucleotide messenger RNA. RefSeq names its product glycine-rich cell wall structural protein-like. Lineage: Eukaryota; Viridiplantae; Streptophyta; Magnoliopsida; Malpighiales; Salicaceae. The transcript has a single exon. The record is from RefSeq and is a predicted model, not a curated record. Bases 157 to 1389 code for a protein of 410 amino acids.
ACAAAUAAUGCACACUAUCUCUCUUCUUUCUGCUUAUGAGUAUAUAUACAUGUGUAUAUUACACUCUCUUGUUGCACUACACACAGUUAGCUUUGCUAGCUAGCUUAAGGGUUUUUUUCUUCUUCUCUGCUGGUUUUGUAUGUUUAUGCUGGCAAAAUGGGCCUUGUAACUGGUCACCGUGUUGUGGGGGCUCUCUUGUGUGCUUUUCUUCUGAAUGCUUUAGUUGUGGCUGAUCAUGUUACUACUGGUGACAAAGACGAUAAGCACUUUUUGGGUCAUCCCCAUUUGUUGAAGAAGGGGUUUAUACACGGCCGUAGGUUUGGUGGCGGCGGCGGCAUAGGAGGUGGUGCAGGUGGAGGACUUGGUGGUGGUAUCGGAGGUGGUGUGGGUGGUGGCUUUGGUGGAGGUGCAGGGGGUGGCGGCGGCCUUGGAGGUGGUGCUGGAGAUGGACUUGGAGGUGGACUCGGUGGUGGUGCGGGUGGUGGAUUUGGUGGAGGCGUAGGGGGUGGCGGCGGCCUUGGAGGUGGUGCAGGAGGUGGAUUCGGUGGUGGUGAUGGUGGAGGCCUUGGAGGUGGUGGUGGGCUAGGAGGUGGACAUGGUGGCGGUCUAGGUGGUGGCAUUGGUCAUGGUGGUGGUUUAGGUGGUGGUAUUGGACAUGGUGGCGGUCUAGGAGGUGGCGGUGGACUAGGAGGAGGUGCUGGAGGUGGUCUAGGCGGUGGACAUGGUGGAGGUCUUGGUGGGGGCGGUGGAGCUGGUGGCGGUCUAGGAGGUGGCGGUGGACUAGGAGGAGGUGCUGGAGGUGGUCUAGGUGGUGGACAUGGUGGUGGUUUAGGUGGUGGUAUUGGACAUGGUGGCGGUCUAGGAGGUGGCGGUGGACUAGGAGGAGGUGCUGGAGGUGGUCUAGGUGGUGGACAUGGUGGAGGUCUUGGUGGGGGCGGUGGAGCUGGUGGCGGUCUAGGAGGUGGCGGUGGACUAGGAGGAGGUGCUGGAGGUGGUCUAGGCGGUGGAGCUGGUGGAGGGCUAGGUGGUGGAGCUGGUGGAGGAGCUGGUGGUGGUGGUGGGCUUGGAGGUGGAGCUGGUGGAGGGCUAGGUGGUGGAGGUGGAGCUGGUGGAGGGCUUGGUGGUGGUGGUGGGCUUGGAGGUGGAGGUGGAGCUGGUGGAGGGCUUGGUGGUGGUGGUGGGCUUGGAGGUGGAGGUGGAGCUGGUGGAGGGCUUGGUGGUAGUGGUGGGCUUGGAGGCGGUGCAGGUGGCGGUGGAGGAUUUGGGGGAGGUGGUGGUGUUGGUGGAGGUGUUGGAGGAGGGUUUGGAGCUGGUGGUGGUGUUGGUGGUGGACUAGGUGGCGCCGGUGGAGGUGGUGGGUUUGGAGGAGGUGGUGGUGGUGGUCACUAAAAAUUAAUCAAGUCCUUAACGUUAUUUGCAGCAGAAAAGGAAGGAAGAACAAAAAAGAAACGUUCUUGUUUAUCACCACGAGCCACUACGAAACCUAAUGCAGUAGAUGUUUCACUUUCUAGUUUAUGUUACUUAAAAGGGUGUUUACAGUUCAUUCUUUCUCAGCAUUCUGGACUGGAAAUGGUUGAUCAUACUGUUCUAGUACGUCCGUCGUAACUCGUGAUAUAGUUUUCUCUUCAUGCAUAUCAUGGUGGAAUCUUUGUAAACCAUAACCAUGCAUGUAUUUUGUAUCAUCUGAAAAUCAAUGCAGAAAUAAUCAAAUUAAGUUGUACCCAA